Xenopus tropicalis (tropical clawed frog) is the source of this 2336-nucleotide messenger RNA. RefSeq names its product regulating synaptic membrane exocytosis 3 (gene rims3). Gene Ontology annotation, biological process: maintenance of presynaptic active zone structure; exocytosis. Lineage: Eukaryota; Metazoa; Chordata; Amphibia; Anura; Pipidae. The record is from RefSeq and is marked provisional. Gene Ontology annotation, molecular function: small GTPase binding. Gene Ontology annotation, cellular component: synapse; membrane.
CAGGAUUCUGCACACCAGCUGAUCACUUGUCCCUACAAUGUUCAACGGGGAGACCAGUUCGUCAGUCAGGAAUGUCAUCAGGAGUUCCAGCAUCAGUGGGGAGAUGUACAACUUGGAGAAAGGCAACUCAGCAAAUCCGGAUGCUGCCGGUGUUACCACUACCAAGAAGAGAAGGUCCAGCCUGGGAGCCAAGAUGGUGGCAAUUGUUGGACUGUCACAAUGGAGCAAAAGCACCCUGCAGCUGAACCAACCUGAUGGUACCACCAAGAAACUGCGUAGUAAUAUUCGCCGCAGCACAGAGACAGGAAUCGCUGUGGAGAUGAGGAAUCGGGUCACCAGACAAGGCAGCAGGGAGUCCACAGAUGGCAGCACCAAUAGCAACAGCUCUGAUGGCACGUUUAUAUUUCCCACCACCCGGUUGGGAGCUGAAAGCCAGUUUAGCAAUUUCCUUGAUGGUCUAGGACCUGCACAGAUUGUGGGAAGACAAACACUGGCUACACCCCCCAUGGGGGAUGUUCACAUUGGGAUGGUAGACAGAAAUGGGCAGCUGGAGGUGGAAGUAAUACAGGCCCGAGGUCUGACUCCAAAGCCAGGCUCCAAAUCUAUACCAGCUCCAUAUAUUAAGGUGUACCUGAUAGAGAAUGGAGUCUGCCUUUCCAAGAAGAAGACAAGGACUUCAAAGAAAACUUGGGACCCUGUAUAUCAACAGGCUCUUUUGUUUGAUGAAGGGCCACAGGGCAAGGUCUUACAGGUAAUAGUUUGGGGAGACUACGGUCGCAUGGAUCACAAAUGUUUCAUGGGGAUGGCACAGAUCCUUCUGGAGGAGCUUGAUCUUAGUUCUUGUGUUACAGGAUGGUACAAACUCUUUCCUACUUCUUCUCUGGCAGACUCAAGCAUUGCCCCCCUCACCCGCCGACUCUCCCAGUCCUCUCUUGAGAGUUCCACCAGCCCAUCCUGCACUUAAUCAGUGGAACACAACCUCUUUAUACUACCUUCCCCCCUUUAUCCCACAGCCUAGACGAUAACUGCCUCAUCCUUGUCACAAAACUGAGACUUGGUUGAUAACUCAGUGUAUCUGUCCAGUGCUGUGGGAAAGAAGAUGGAAAUCGGCAGGCUAGCAUUGGCAUUUGGAGCCCAGCUCCACUGCUACUGCACAUAUAAAUUAACAUGCAACUUUAGAGACUGUUAUAACAAAUUGUAUGUGAAAAGAUUUAUAGAACAAAACCUGGACAAUCCAAUCAGAAAAUAACCAGUCAAGCAGCUCCCUUUGAUUUUGUUCUAUAGGUCAGUGGUUGUUUAAUUAAGUUGUUCUUGGCAACCACUGUUAACUUGGGAUACACAACCAACAUAAGUUCUCCAAAUCAAGAACAUUCAACAAAUCAGUUUUCUUCUACAAGAGAAAAAAAGCACACUUACAGCAGAGACAAGCACACAGAUGCUAACUUGUAUUAAAUACCUGCACAUAUAUUUACCCAUUUCAACUGCAGGUGCCUGGUUAUUAUUUUUCCUAUCAAGUCAGUGCUCUGCUGUGACAGAUUUUUUUCGCUAUUACUUUUUGCCCCAUCUACUCACCCCUGCUGCUUCCAACAAACCCUUUCUCAAAUUGAAAGAUUACAGCCAGAUUUUACAAAUCUGGCAAUUGUGGUACAUUCCAUAUUUCACUUAAAUUAAUAUAUACCUAUGGAUAUGUAUGCAGUUACUUGCAGUUAAACAACUGAGUGCUAUUUUUCAGGUACAUAGAGUUCUUUUGACUUUCUGCUUUAAAAUGGAAUGUAGCAUUUUCAGCGUGCAAUUAUAACUCUGACAAUGCACAUAGAGAAGUGAGGAAAGGAAGCAUUUAACUUAUCUACACCCCUUUUCAGCACUGAUAAGCAAUCUUGUUUUUGAUAUACACACAUACAAAUGCAUGCUGCUUUCUGCGUGAAUUCAGAUCACAUCCAAAUCAUGUCUGUUACUCCAAGUGCAUUAAAAAUAAUUAGCUGCACUGAAUGUUUAAAUACUUUAGUGCCAUGAUGAACUAUGGAUUGAUUGUGUUUUUCACAGUUACCCAGCACCAAAGGAUUGUAAAAAAAUUAGCAAUGCAUUUUACUGCUAAAAUGAAUGAACGUUAAACCAGAUAAAGUUGCCAAGACUGCAAAUUUAGGUUGUGAAAAGACAUCACCAGUUUCCUAUUUUAUUUUUUGGUAUAACCGCAAUGGUAGCAGUACAGAUCUGCUAAAGAAUAUGAGUACACUAACAUAUCAUGCAAUGAGAUUCUCCACUUUUGAGGUUUUUUUGUUACCAGGAGUAUGGACUGUCAAGGUUAAACAGGGAACAAUCUAAGGUAAAAGGAUUGA